Malurus melanocephalus (red-backed fairy wren) is the source of this 4254-nucleotide messenger RNA. RefSeq names its product probable G-protein coupled receptor 179. The annotation marks the transcript as partial. The transcript has 5 exons. Lineage: Eukaryota; Metazoa; Chordata; Aves; Passeriformes; Maluridae. The record is from RefSeq and is a predicted model, not a curated record.
UUCCUGCACACGGGCUCGCCGCUGCGGGAGGAGAUCACGGCCGAGGUGUACGAGGACGAGCUGGACAUGCGGCACUCGGGCUCCUGCAUGAACAGCAGCAUCGCGUCCGCCUGGAGCGAGCGCAGUCUCGACCCCGAUGACAUUCGGGAGGAGCUGAAGAAGCUUUACCGGCAGCUGGAGGUGCACAAGGCGUGGCGGAUGGCGACCGACAACCCGCACCUGCCCCGGAGGCGCAGCUCCCGCCGCAGCCUCGCCCGCUCCAUCCUCCGCCGCGGCGGCGCCGACCUGGCCGAGGCCGCGUCCCUCCGCAGCAGCGCCGGGGACCGCCCGGGGACCCCGKCCCGGCGCCGCUCCUCGGCCCGGCGCCUCGGGGAUGCGGGCGGGACCAGCCUGAGGAUGCGGGACGAGAGCUCCCGGCGCCGCUCCUCAGCCCUGCGCAAAUCCCGCAGCUCCGAGGCGCCGCCGCGGGACCCCCGGCUCGGCUCGGCCGCCCCCAGCCCGCCCGAGGAGCCUCCGCCGGUGACAGCGCUGGGRACGGACUCGGAGCGAUCGGACAGCGACUCUCUGGACGCCGCGCCGCUGGUGUGCAAAUCUGCCAGCGCCCAAAACCUGGCGGGGCCCUGGCAGCGYCCCCCGGGCCGCGCUCCGCCCCUGCAGAAAUCCCACAGCGUUGUCACCGGGGCGCGGGAAGUGGCGCUGCUGGCCGCCCGCAGGGACGAGUGGCGCGACAGCCGCCACCUCUGGGUGCCGGAGCGCCCCUCGGGCACCGCGACAGCCCGGGACUCCCGAGAGGACGCGUCCCCGCCGGGUGACAGCAAGGGACACAAACACGUCACCUACGCGCCCCUCAAGAGCGUCAGCGUUGACAGCGCGCACCCCGCGCCCAGGAGGGUCCGGGUGACCGUGAGGAAAACGCCCCCCGCGCCCCCCGUGCGCUACCAGAGCCUGCAGCGCUCGGGGACACUCGGGGACGGUCCGGAGCCACCCCCGGAGCCACCCCCGGAGCCGCCGAGAGAGGCGGAGGGGACACCGGGGGACAGCCCGGGCCGUGCGGCACCCCCGGCGGGGAAGCGCCCGCCGCUGAUCCCGAGCGCCAGCUCAGCCCACGUCUGUCCCUGGGAGCUGGUCCAGGACGAGAUCCUGGGCAGGAAACAAAAAUCUGCGGAGGCGGCAGAGCCGGAGACCCCCGGGGACACAGCGGCCACCGGCCCCAAAGCGCACCCCCACAAGACUUUCCGCAGCCUGGGACUCGCCAUCAAAGCCCUGAACCGCUCCAGGGGGAAGAGCACCCUGAAGGGGAAGCGGGAGAGCGAGGGGAGCCUCAGGAAAUGGGGGAGCAGCCGGAGGGACCGGUCCGGCCCGGGAGAGGCCUCGGCCGCGGCCCCCGGAGGGCUCAGGCUCAGCCCCGACCCCGCCGCCCGGAGCCCCGAGGGGAGCGGGCAGAGCCCCGAGUCCCCCGCGCUCCAGCACAACAACAACGCUGCCGCUGCCGGGGAGRCCACGGGCUGGGGGGACAGCGGGACAGCGGGACAGACGGACAGCCUGGGCCCGGGGCCGGAGUCACCCAGCGCGGGGCAAUGUCCCCGUGACACCGCCGAGGUGGCGCAGCCCCAGGGAGGGGACGCGGCUCCUGCAGCGGCUCUGGGGACGGAUGGAGCAGUUCCCGUGGUCACAGCGGAGGAGGGGACACUCGAAGGGCCCGAGGGGACCCGAAGGUCACCCGGAGCGGCCCCGGGGCAGCCGCGGGCUGAGCUGUGCCCGCCCGGAGCGCUCGGAGCCCCGGCAGCGAGGGCAGCGCUGCUGCGGCAGGAGGCGAUCGCUGCCCGGGAGGACGGGGGGAUCCCGGACAGCCCGGACACGGCCCUGGACAAGGACAGCGGCCCCGAGCCCGAGCGCGGCCCUGGAAGGGGCUGGAGCGGGGCCGGGAGCGCGCCGGGCRGGCAGGGAGAGCUCCGAACUGCGGSAACGGGGGCAGAUUCCAGCUCCGAGYCAGGGAUCUGCCCCGGGGAGCGGCCCGAGGGCACAGCCGCGGGCAAGGGCGGCCGUGACRGGGGUGCCCAGCGCUCUCCGAGCCUGGAAAAACCCCCAGAGCUGCCCAAAGUGUCCCCGGAGCGAGCGGAGGRGAGCCCGGGGCAGGGCCGAGAGCAGGGACGGAGUGUCCGAGCAGAAAUCGGCCCCGGGGACACGGAGGGGAGGGGACCCCCCAAAGCUGGGGAAGGGGAGGAGGGCAGGAAGGGGGAGAUCUGCCCGUGGGAAGGGGAGCGGGAGCAGCGCCCCAGAACCCAGAUCUGUCCCUGGGAAGGGGCUGCAGCCCCGCCGGGGAGGGAGGGGACGGAUCAGGACCCUUCCAGAGGGGAAGGAAAAGCGGGACCCAGAGCACUGGAAAAAGGGGAGCAGCCCCCAGCCAAACCCCAAACGAGGAGCUCAGCCCUGCCCAAAGCACCUUCAGGGAAAUCGCAGAGCUCGGAGAAGGCACAGAUCUGUCCAUGGGAGGUUGAAUCUGCUGGCAAAGCCGAGAUCUGUCCUUGGGAGGCUCAGGAGCCCAAAUCCACUGACAAAACCCAGAUCUGUCCUUGGGAAUCUCAGGACCUGAAAUCCACUGACAAAGCCGAGAUCUGUCCCUGGGAAGGGGCUGAGCCUCCGCUGGAGAAGGGAACAGCCCCAAGAAAGGAGAAACUCCCAGGAAGAGAAGUGACCAAAGCUGUGGAGAAGGGGAGCAAAGACCGAGAGUCCAUCUGUCCUUGGGAGAGCCCGGACACGGAACAGCCCCCGGCCAAACCCCAAACUGGGAGCUCAGCCCUGCCCAGAGCAGCUCCGGGAAAAUCGCAGAGCUCGGAGAAGGAACAGAUCUGUCCCUGGGAGUCUCAGGAUCUCAAACCCAGUGAUAAAACCGAGAUCUGUCCCUGGGAAGGGGCUGAGCCAAAGGCAAAGCCGGUCCCUGCUGGGGGUUCCAAGGGGGACAAGACCCUGAUGCGCCAGACAGCGCUGGGCAGCCCGGACAGGGACAGGGACAGCAGGGACAGCAGGGACAGGGACAGCAGGGACCGAGCGUCCAUCUGUCCUUGGGAGAGCCCGGACACGGAACAGCCCCCGGUCACACCCCAAACUGGGAGCUCAGCACUGCCCAAAGCACGUUCAGGGAAAUCUCAGAGCUUAGAGAAGGCAGAGAUCUACAAAACCCAGAUCUGUCCCUGGGAAGAGGCUGAGCCUCAGCUGGAGAAAAUAGCCCCAGAAAAGGAGAAACUCCCAGGAAAACAAUCUCCUUCAGGGAAAUCCCAGAGUACCGAGAGCUUCAAGGCAGAGAUCUGUCCUUGGGAAGUUGAACCCGCUGGCAAAGCCGAGAUCUGCCCUUGGGAAGGGGCUGAACCUCAGGAGAAGGGAACAGACCCAGGAAAGAAGAAAUUCCCAGGAAAAGAAUCUCUUCCAGGGAAAUCGCAGAGCUCGGAGAAGGCAGAGAUCUGUCCCUGGGAGGCUCAGAAUCUCAAAUCCACUGACAAAGCCGAGAUCUGUCCUUGGGAAGUUGAAUCUGCUGACAAAACCCAGAUCUGUCCCUGGGAAGGGGCUGAACCUCAGCAGGAGAAGGGAAGAGCCCCAGGAAAGGAGAAACUCCCAGGAAAAGAAUCUCUUCCAGCGAAAUCCCAGAGCUCAGAGAAGGCUGAGAUCUGUCCUUGGGAGGUUGAAUCUGCUGGCAAAGCCGAGAUCUGUCCCUGGGAGUCUCAGGAUCUCAAACCCAGUGAUAAAACCCAGAUCUGUCCCUGGGAAGGGGCUGAACCUCAGCCGGAGAAGGGAACAGCCCCAGGAAAGGAGAAACUCCCACCAAAGGAAGCGACCAAAGCUGUGGAGAAGGGGAGCAAAGACCGAGAGUCCGUCUGUCCUUGGGAGAGCCCGGACACGGAACAGCCCUCGGUCAAACCCCAAAGUGGGAGCUCAGCACUGCCCAGAGCAGCUCCGGGGAAAUCCCAGAGCUCAGAGAAGGCAGAGAUCUGUCCCUGGGAGGUUGAAUCUGCUGACAAAGCCGAGAUCUGUCCCUGGGAAGCGGCGGCACCUCAGGUGGAAAAGGGAAGAGCCCCAAGAAAGGAGAAACUCCCAGGAAAAGAAUCUCUUUCAGGGAAAUGGCAGAGCUCGGAGAAGGCCGAGAUCUGUCCCUGGGAGUCCCAGGAUCUCAAACCCAGUGAUAAAACCCAGAUCUGUCCCUGGGAAGUUGAAUCUGCUGACAAAGCCGAGAUCUGCCCUUGGGAAGGGGCUGAGCCAAAG